Pogoniulus pusillus (Red-fronted tinkerbird) is the source of this 2626-nucleotide messenger RNA. It is a transcript of the gene POLR3E, whose product is annotated as RNA polymerase III subunit E. Gene Ontology annotation, cellular component: nucleus; RNA polymerase III complex. The coding region runs from base 207 to 2312 and encodes 701 amino acids. The transcript has 21 exons. Lineage: Eukaryota; Metazoa; Chordata; Aves; Piciformes; Lybiidae. The record is from RefSeq and is a predicted model, not a curated record. Gene Ontology annotation, biological process: tRNA transcription by RNA polymerase III.
GGCCAAGCCGCUCUGCAGAGCACUGUGGGUAGGAGGAGGGCCGCGUCCCCACGUGCCGGCCAGAGUGACACCAACAUGGCCGCUGCCUGAACGCUGCCCGCCCGCCGCGCACCGCCACCGGGGAGCCGGCGGCCGCGCUGCCCGCGCCGGCGCUCCGCCAGGUUGUGCCAAGCAGUAAGCCAGGAGAAAGGUUUCUGUAUCCUAGCAUGGCAAAUGAAGAAGAUGAUCCAAUUUUACAAGAGAUUGACGUGUUCCUGGCCAGAAGUCUACUGGAGAAGCUGUAUCUGUUUCAGUACCCUAUUCGUCCAGCUUCUAUGACGUACGAUGAUGUUACCCAUUUGUCAGCGAAGAUAAAACCGAAGCAGCAAAAGGUUGAACUGGAAAUGGCCAUUGACACGCUGAACCCCAACUACUGCCGCAGCAAGGGAGAGCAGAUUGCUCUCAACGUCGAUGGCACGUGUGCGGAUGAAACAAGUACCUAUUCCUCGAAGCUGAUGGACAAGCAAACUUUCUGCUCUUCGCAAGCUGCGAGUAACGUCUCCCGCUAUGCAGCUGCUGUUUAUAGGAAAGGUGAACUUCACCUGACUCCACUACAUGGAAUUCUUCAGCUGAGGCCAAGCUUCACCUACUUAGACAAGGCUGAUGCAAAACACCGAGAAAGAGAAGCUGCUACUGAAGGUGGUGAUUCAUCCCAGGAUGAAGCUGAAGAUGAUGUUAAGCAAAUUACUGUCCGAUUCUCCCGCCCUGAGACUGAGCAAGCUCGCCAGCGGCGCGUGCAGUCCUACGAGUUCCUGCAGAAGAGGCAAGCAGAAGAGCAGUGGGUUCAUCUUCAUUACUAUGGCUUGAAGGACAGCCGUUCUGAACACGAGCGCCAGUAUUUAUUCAGUCAGGGGCACGGCCUUGCUGAGAACACAGAACUCAUUAAGUCUCCCAGUGAAUAUUUAAUGAUGCUGAUGCCUCCAAGCAUAGAGGAAGAGAAUGACAAACCAGUGGCUCCAAGCAAUGUGCUUUCUAUGGCCCAGCUGAGAACUUUACCCCUUGCUGAUCAGAUUAAGAUCCUGAUGAAGAAUGUGAAGGUGAUGCCCUUUGCAAACCUGAUGAGUUUGCUAGGCUCUGGGACAGACUCUACAGCAGUUCUCCGCUGUAUACAGCAGGUGGCAAUGCUGGUGCAGGGAAACUGGGUGGUGAAGAGUGAUGUACUGUACCCAAAAGAUACAUCUAGCCCAUAUAGUGGAGUCCCUGCAGAAGUGCUCUGUAGAGGAAGAGAUUUUGUUAUGUGGAAGUUCACACAAGACCGUUGGGUUGUGAGAAAGGAAGUGGCAGCAGUCACAAAACUUUGUCCAGAGGAUGUGAAAGACUUCCUAGAGCAUAUGUCUGUGGCAAGAAUAAACAAAGGUUGGGAGUUCAUGCUCCCUUAUGAUGAAGACUUCGUUAAGAAGCAUCCGGAUAUAGUUCAGAGGCAACAUAUGCUGUGGAUGGGCAUUCAGGCCAAAUUAGAAAAGGUCUAUAGUCUCUUAAAGGAGCACUUGACACCAAAGAAACAAGAGGCACAAUCAGCUCAUCCACUGCUGGUCUCUGGGGAGCAAAGGGUCAACAUAGCGAAAGCAAAAGUCAAGCAGAACUAUGGGCAGCUGGAAAAGGCGUUCCAGAAGCAAAAGGCAGAGGUGAAAUCAAGUGACAGCUCAGCCAGGAUGGACGUGUCCCAUGUCCGCGUUAAAGAGGAGCCUGCGAGCGACGAGGAGCCGAUGGAGGCCUCUGCUUGCGAGGCUGUGAACGGCCUGGCCAACGGCCUCCACGCCGAGGAGGACUCCACGGACUCUCUGAACGGCCACUUGCCUGGGGGCUGCACGGACAGGGUGGCCCAGGAACUGAAGGCCUUUGUGUCCUCAACGUUUAAGAAACAAUUUGUUCUCACCCUGAGUGAGCUUAAACGGUUAUUUAACCUUCACCUCGCCAGUCUGCCUCCGGGACAUACCCUGUUCAGUGGCAUUUCAGACAAAAUGUUACAGGACAUGGUGCUGGACACUGGCUGCAAACAGAUUUUGGUGCCUUUUCCUCCACAGACUGCUGCUUCACCAGAUGAGCUAAAGGUCUAUGCACUUUGGGAAGCUGGGGACACUUACGAUCAGCAUCGCCAGGUUUUGCUGGAGCUCUUCUCGAAGAACUACCGCGUGCGCAGGAACGUCAUCCAGAGCCAGCUGAGCCAGGAGUGUGGAGAGGAUCUCAACAAGCAGGAGGUGGACAGGGUGCUCAAGGACUGCUGUGUGAGCUAUGGGGGAAUGUGGUAUCUUAAGGGGACGGUGCAGUCAUGACAGCGGUGGUAGCGGUUUCAAGUGAUCUCCAGGACGAAAGAGGAAACCUGCAGCAGGCGGCACAGACCAAGUAAUGCCGUGGCCUCGGGAGUGUGGGGCAGGAUCUGACCUACUUUGGGGCACGUUGGGCAUUGCAGGCACUCUCUGCCAUCCCAGCACACUCACACGUGUGUUUGCAUGGCUGCCUAGGUGCAAGAGCAGCUAGGAAGACAACGUGGGAGCCUGUGUGCAGCUUGAUUAAUCUGGGAUCUCUGAUGUAUUCCAAUUCUCGUUCUGUUUUGUUAUGAAACAAUAAAACCACAUACUGACACAGA